This is a messenger RNA of Oncorhynchus nerka (sockeye salmon), 1768 nucleotides long. RefSeq lists its product as uncharacterized. The transcript has 2 exons. Lineage: Eukaryota; Metazoa; Chordata; Actinopteri; Salmoniformes; Salmonidae. The record is from RefSeq and is a predicted model, not a curated record. Bases 39 to 1400 code for a protein of 453 amino acids.
UCAUUUACACUUUUUUAGACAGCGAUCUAUGAUCAAAGAUGGCGAGCACCUCCGACCCACUGGAAGAUAUGUUAUUUUCUGAGGUGGAUGAAAAAGCUGUGAGCGAUUUAGUGGGCUCUUUGGAGUCACAACUUGUUGGACAAAGCAACCCUGCAGAUACUCAGUCGGAAAACAGAGGUGCUGGGUCUACAUUCACUGCAAACCAUCACUUAGGGAAAACGCUACCAGCCCAAGUGGGUACUACACUAGUACAGCAGCAACAAGGACAACAUAAAGCUGGGAUGCACCAGGAGAUAAACUCUAAAGAAAUUAGCUUAGAGAAAACUGUUACAUCUUCUUCGCUGAGUUCUAUUCCGUCCUUUGAGGAAGCUUCCACCACUUCAGGGACUGGAGUAAACGCUACCAAGAGCGGUUUGCAAUCACAUGGAACAUCAUCUAUCACAACACUACCUGCAUUUGGUGGUGUAGCAACUUCUCCGCUUGUCAACAGCAUCAACAGCACCACCACCAGCCGAGGUUCCGCUCUGGCUUCAGGUCAGACAUCAACAGACAUUGUCGAUCAUCCAAGAAAACGUAUAACUGCAUCGUUACGGAGUGCAUCCGCGGGAAUACAGAGUUUGAACGGUACCGGAGGAGCGGUAACGUCAAGGAAUAAUCCCCCUGCGGCGGGAACUGCUGCGUUGAUUAGCAGUGCAAGUGCAGCAAACUCAAGUCGGACCGUUGACGUUACAUCUUGUGUAAAUACGACGAAUUUCACUUUAUCUAACUCCAGAAUUUCUUCAACUCAAUCAGCGAUUCCCCUGGAUAAGGGGACUCCUACUAUUGCUUUGCAAAGACUACCAAGUCACAUUGUAGCGAGCAUCGCACAUAAUGGAAAUGGCACUACCGUUUCGGCCUUGGUUAAACAAGGCGCGAUAGGACCGAUCACUUCUGCAGCAGCUUCGCAAGUGAACCACAAAAAAGAGGGUUCUGAAGCGAAGUCGGACGCUCCCGUACAGUCCAAAAUAGUCAUGUCCAGUCCGUUAGGUGUUGUCAAUUCCGUAAUAAACUCUGUUUCCUCUCCCUCUGCCGUUUCCAACAUAGCAGCGGCGACUACUGCAAGUCAUGUCAUGGCAAAGUCUGCUGUCAAUGUUGUUGGACAAACAACAACUGUUGGAAUGGUAAGGCCAGCGUCACCGGCUGUGGCCACAGCUACACAGCCUCUGCUUCAACCGGGAGUCCCAGCGGCUCAAAGGACUGUAGCCCCCCAGCUGAUUGUCAGACCCCCCCAACAACCACAGACGACCAUUCAACUGCCUCCUGGGUUUACCAUCCCACCCGAUACCUGUAGGGGCAGGCUACAUGGAGAAUGGAACAGCUGGAUAGAGGAAACAGCUCGAGUUGUGCAAAAGGGAAUAUAACAUUGCAAAUAAAGUUUGGAAUGACAAUUUGUGUACAACAUCUAAAGAACUGCAUCACUAUACUGAGAGCUUUGUUUUUUUCUUCUAAGAGGACGUAUUUUCUUGUUUCUGUAGCCUUUGUUCAUGCUUUUUCGGGGGACCCAUAUUACACAAAACAGAUGAGAAAGUGAUUUGUUGUUAGCUGUAAGUUUCUCAAACAUGUGAAAUCACAAAAGUUGUUUGGACCCUACAACAUCCAAUUUCCAUUUAAAAAUAAGAUAUGGUUGUAAAAACAAAAAAAACAUAUCCUUUACGUCGGUAUUGAUUUUAGGUUAAUUCUGUAUAAUGUUGUAGAAAUAUCUGAAAUUGAAUAAAGUUAUUACAUGAUU